This is a messenger RNA of Somion occarium, 839 nucleotides long. NCBI's taxonomy places the organism in Eukaryota, Fungi, Basidiomycota, Agaricomycetes, Polyporales, Cerrenaceae. The record is from the annotation of a GenBank genome assembly.
GCUAUCUCCGAGGUCAUUAAUGAAUGGUGGUUCAACAGCUCAAAGUCACUUGGUGCUAGGCAUAUCCAUCAUUUUGGUGACUCUAUGCCAGACUCAAUGAUUGCUUUGGCAUGCACAAUAAUAUUCUAUGCAAUUCAGGAAUACAGUUCCGGGUUCUGGGUUGACAGUGUGUUCCACGAGUGUCAAUGGCAGUCUAUCUACUUUGGUCACAUCGAGAGCUUGAAGUUGCUGAAGGACACCUCCACUUCUGAGGCCCCUCUGUAUAACUGGCUCAAGUCAGAUCUAAUGGAGGAUGCAAGACGCUCUGCUGGGAUCAUCGGCAGUGAGAAGACACAGUCUGAGUCCAUAUCCUUGGCGGCAUUCCAGGCAGAGAUUGCAGCCUACGAAUGCAGCUAUGAUGAAUUUGGUGGUGAGCCCGCUGACGAUGCACAGACUGAUUAUGGCGACUUCGAGGAUGAAGAUGAUCAGAUACCUAACAACCAUGGAGAUAAUGACAGUACUAGUAGCAAUGAUGAAGAGGUGGAUGAUGGCGAGGAGGAAGAGGAUGAAGAGGACGAUGCUGAGGAGGAGGAGGAGGAGGAUGCCGACGAGCAGGUUGAUGCCGAUGUAGAGGAGCUUGACAUCGAUGAAGAUGCCGCUGUGUAGUAAGGUUUAAAAUUGGUAUUUCAAAAGGCCAGCUAUCGUAGUAUAAUACUGUAGCCACCAAAUGAUAUGAUAUAUUCAUUGCUGCUCAGUAUCAGGUGUGACAUAUCUGGGCCAACCAAUCUUGCAUUAGUGAGGAAAGGACUGUCUAGUGGCGCAAAAGAGUGUAAUAGCAUGCUAUAUGUAGAUAUGAUCUC